AUGCAGAAUACUGUUGAUGUUUUCUCUCACUUUGCACAUCAAACUGACGUGCACAAUGCCAUCAAGGAGCUCAAGACAGACCCCAGUGAUGGCGACAGUCCGCGAUUUGCACGCAGACAGAAUGAUAGGCAAGGAGAUCGAACUGGGAGGCAACCCACUUGGCCGCAACCCAGGGCCGAUUUUGCAGCAGGCCAACUUCGUAGGCUCUCCCGCUUGGUUGAUGAAGCUGAUCUUGUUGAAUGUGAAGAAGAAGGCAGAAUUGCAUACAUCACGACAUGGUAUCUUCACCACUCUGGGCACAAGACCUGCAGAGACUCGCGUUCGGUGCGACUCUCUGAUCACCCAGAAGAGUGGAAGGCACAGAUUAUCGAAGCUUGGCAAGACGUUGUACGCUUGGACCAAAGCCUUUCGCUGAGUCUGGUCACACCACAACCACCUUGCAGUGACUUUGAAUGCACACAGGCUCAUGUCCUUAUUGAGCAAGGCCAGCAGCCUGACCAAGUUGGAUUUGUAAUUUCUGUCAUUGAUGAGGCAUGCACAGAUCAGCGACGUGCGCAGAUCAUGCAUUCUGCGCAUUCAGAUGAAGCAAUGCAAACACGUGGCAGCAUUAUCCAUUUAGCAAGAUUGCAGACCCUGCAGCCGCAAGGUCAGUGCCGUGUGACCUGGAAGCAAUUUCCUUUUGCUAUCUAUGAUCCUGAAAUUUUGGAGAGUGCCACGAACGUAGUGAUUCAGCUGCCUCGCAAUGAUGUCCCCUUCAGAGAUGAAGUGUUCUCACUCAUGCAGUCGGAGCUCAUUCUGCAGCCUGCUUCAACAGCACAGAACAGUUCACUUCAAUCCGGCAGUCAAUGUGCGGUCGACAUCAAUCAUUCAGCACCGCCGAGAGAAGCCACUGCGUUUCAAUUCAAUCUCAAUGCGGCCCCAUUCCAACCUGGACAGGCCAAUCUUUUUGGAGCCAAUGAGUUUGUAAUUGAUCUUUUUGCACAGUGGAACCAACAUGCUGCCGUUUGGGAUGAAGAAUCGCCUCCUUGCACAAUCGAGACUUGGUUUGUUGAUCACAGAUGGCAGAAUCCACACUGCCGCAACAGCAGACAAAAGCAACUCUUUGCCAAUUAUUGGCAAUGGGAAGAUGAGCUACGGAGAUUGUGGAUUGAAUAUGUUGACGCAAGAAGCAACAUUGAGUUCUACAUCGUCCACCCGAAACCUCCAAGUGGUACGAAUGCUGUAGCAGCGCACGUCAUUUUGGUGCAACAAGAGCGAGAAGACUGGGUCACAAGUUUAGUGAGUGUCUACGAAGCUCGGCCAGAUCGUCCGAGCUUGCACUACAACAUUGCGGUCACAACACAUGAGCAUAUUCUUGUUGACAAUUUACUGCGAGUUGUUGGGCAUGAGACGCACUGCCUUGCGACCAUCCCAUCUCAUGGUUUUGCUGCAUGGUAUCUUCAGAUACCACUUCGCCGCGAACAACCUCUAGCUGGAAGAAGUGGUUAUGGCAUUUCGCUUCAGAUUUGGCAAUUUCGCCUUGCUGACUAUCUGCCACACACUGCUGAACUGCUUGAGGCACAACAUGGCCCAUCUCUUCUGCAAACAAAGGCACAAAGAAGAACAAUUUAUAUCGAAGAAGCUCUUGUCGAGGACAGUGAACAAGACCAGAAAUCUGAUGAGGGCCCAUCACAUGCUGUCAGGCUACGUGCAGGGGACCUCAUUGUCCAGGUGCCCUCCUUUCUGGAAAUUGAUGGUAUGCCCACUGAAAGCAAGAUCGUUGACGAAUUAAAGCACUGGGGUCAUGAUUGCUUUGUAUUUCAAUUUGCGGAGCACCAUGAAUUCCUCUGUCUUUCUCGCGAUCGUACACCUGAUGACAAUGUUCGACACUACAUCUUUGGCAGCACGGACGGCACAGAUCCGAAUGCAGCUUUUCUGCACUCCCACAAAGGAGAUGUACUGAACGAGUUGGACUGCAUGAAGAUUUUGCACAGCUUGGGAUUUUUCAAGACAACUAUCCAAGCGAUUAUUCAGUGUCUGCCAGAUGUCUAUAAGGUCGUCUUUGUACUUCAAAUGUCCAUCCUUGAUCCAGGAAGCCUGCAGUCAAGACAGCCAACACCGUGGCCUGACCGCACUCCUGCGGAGCUGAGGACACAGCCUCGGCCCAACCUUUGUUGUGAAGACGUCCCUGUGGAAUGUGGACCAUGCAAACUCAGCUUAGGAGUCGAUGUUGCUACAUUGGCGUCGUUCUUCUCGCAAGAGGAAUUCCCACUUUGUACAACAUUUGAAGGUCUGCAACUUCCGCCUUCAACGGCAAUGGCACCCUUCUUUGACUGGUCUACAAGUGAAGUUGUGCGAAUUGCCUCUGGAGCCUACAAAGGGCAUCAUGGAACUGAGCUUUGGAUUAGUCUGAAACAGCCUUAUGCUUAUGUGCUGGGUAAACCGCAGUUUUUCCACCGCAGACACUUCACAGUUCGACAUGCUGAUCCACGCACACUUUUGGUCUCCAUUGAUGCACCAUUCCUGAAUGCUUUGGUUUUGGUUGGCCAUGGUCCACAAAGUGGACAGCCACUCUCUGACCGAGAGCAAUGGUGGCAUUCCUGCGGAGAGCUUUGCACGCGACAAAGAGCCUGCGACUCUCAGUACCUGUUUGCACUUCUUGAUGCGAAUGCAGCAGCAGGAGUGCGUGACGACAUUCUUGUUGGUCCACAUGAAGAUGCGCCUAGUGCCAGCACACCAAUGUUGAGAGCGUUUUUGGAUGCGCAGGGACUUUGUCUCCCAGCGACCUUUUCAACGCAUGUUGGCAAGCAUUCCACCUGGACGUCACCCUCGGGUGAGCUGCAAUGUCGCAUUGAUCAUGUGGCCAUACCGCAGUCUUUGCGUUCGAAGUGCGAAUUUUCUUUUGUUGACGAGACCUUUGACCUUGGACUGACCCACAUUGACCAUGAACUGGUGGGCGUGCAGUUACAUUGGCAAGGAUGCAGUCAACAAAGUUUGCAGAUGGCGCAUCAGAAGCAAGGUUUUGAAAGGGCUGAUCUUAGCCGUUUGAGUCUGCAGCCUGACAUGCAGGACUACAAGGUCCCAUGCUGGACUCACAACAUUGAACACCAUGUUGAUCAUUUCAAUGAGUUUGUCAUCACAGCCAUGGAAAAGACGCACCCAAGUCGGAAAAGAGGCCCCAAGAAACCUUAUUUGGAUGAAGAAACAUGGGCAUUGCGAACGUUGAAACUUCGCCAUCGCAAAACCCUACGUGAAAUCCAUCGAAGACAGAAGAUUGAACUGUUGUUUCAAAUUUGGCGUGCUUGGACCCGACAGAUUGGUGAUCAGCAGCAGGCUGACUCUAUCCGAAGUUAUUCAACCACCCUUGCUUGCUGCUCAGUGCGUUGCAUGGCUCAACUCCAUAGUGUUGCUCAGCAGCUGAAGGUCCGACUGUGCAAGGCGAAAGCGCACUUGCUUCAAAGCCGACUUGAGCAGCUGCCAAGAGAAGCCAGUGCUGGUCAGAUACUGCAAGCCAUUCACAAAAUUCAGGGACCCACGAAUCCGAAAAAGAUCAAGAGACGCCCAUUCCCACUGCUGAAGAAUCAAGACGGCACACACUGUGCGUCUGGCAGCCAGAGAAGUGACCGCUGGGCUGAAUUCUUUUGCAACAUGGAAGGAGGAAGGCGUUUAACCCACCAUGAGCUCAGAGAAGGUUGGAUUGACAACUUGAAGCACUUCCGGCAGCAUCAGUUUGACUUGAACUUUGAUUCACUCCCAACGCUUUGUGAUUUGGAACGUGCUUAUUCCCAUGUGCGCAUUGGUCGAGCUGUUGGCAUGGACUCUAUCCCUCCAGAAGCAUGCAAAUACAAUGCUGGCCAGUUUGCGCGUGCCACCUUUUCACAAUUGCUCAAGAUGGCCCUCCAUGGGCAAGAAGCCAUCCCCCAUAAGGGUGGCCGUCUUACUGCAGCCUACAAAGGAAAAGGACGGCCAGGUAUCCCUGUCUACCUUGGCAUCCAUCACUUGCGGGCAUUCCUGAUCUUCAUCAACAUCUUCGAGACCCUUGUGCGCUCCAACAAGCCAUUCCUUGGCCCAUGUUGGAUGGACGACUUGGCAAUACCUGUUGCCGGAAGCUCUGCUGAGGAAGCUGUACGGAAAGUGGGCACUCUAGCAGGACUCCUGCUGGAUCAAUGUGUGAACUUUGCUAUGUCCCCGAAUCUUGCGGCAGGAAAAACCGAGAUCCUUCUUGCCCUUCGUGGUCGCAAGUCCCGACAACUGCGCCAGCAGUUCUAUGGAGCGCAUGGCCGGCGCUUGUUUCCAAUUAUCGGUGAACAUAGCUCCUAUCAAAUCCAGGUUGUGACCCGCUACAAGCAUUUGGGUGGUGUCAUCCAUCAUGGAGGAGAUCAGAGACAAGAAGCCAAACAGCGACUUGCAGUUGCCCAUCAGACAUUUACUCAACAGAGGAAAGUGCUUUACUGCAACCCUUCGCUGGAUUUGAAAACCAGAACGCAAAUGUUUGAGUCCAUUGUCUGCAGUGCCUUCACCUAUGGAUCCGAAUCUUGGUGCUUUGGUACGAUUGCUGAUCGUCAUCACAUUCAUGUUGGCAUUAUCAAGCUUUAUAAGCGAUUGAUUAAAUGGGUGCCGCACAAGCACAAUGGAUGGAAUGAUGAUGAGAUUUGCGAUUUUCUUGGACUGCCGACACCGACGGAGCUCCUGAGGAGGAGUCGACUAGGUGUCGUGAAGUUGCAUCGACGUUCUUUCUCAGUCUUGCAAGCGGCUGGGCGACUUGCGCAAGCAGAGCCAAUGUACACCAAGUCCCAUAGUGACAUGGGGGUGUUUGGAUGCAUGCAAUGUCAACUUCGCUGUAAAACUAAAGGAGGAGAAGGGGCCCAUUUCUUUCGAUGUCAUGGCCAAGCAGCCCCAAUUCGUCGCCUUUUUGCUGAUACGUGGUGCCCGUGUUGUCAAAAAGAGUUUCACACUUUGACGAAGAUGCAAUUGCACAUCAGGAAUGUUGGCGCUUGCCGACGAGACCUUUGGGCAAGGGGACAUCUUUUUCCACUUGGACCUGGCAUUGGGUCUCUUGAGGCUCAACAUGGCGAUCGGCGACAUGACGGAGCUCUACCGCCACAGCAAACACAAGGUGCAAGCCUAGAACCAGUGCGUCCUCGAGACAUCAGGAUCGAGAGCACUGACCUCAUUCUCAAGUUGGUGGAUGCGUUGGCAGAUCGUGAGCCUGACGCUUGCCUAGCUCAGACUUUGCGAGCCACAAUUCAAGCAAUGCCGAUAUCGUGGACACAAUGUUCAGCCACUUUGGCAGUCUUUUUGGAGAGUGUUGAUGAUGAUUUUGCUGGAAUGCUGGGCCUUGAGACUUCGGCGUUGCGGAGGGCGGUUGAGACUCUCCAACGAGUGGAGGCAUGGGAGUUCUUAGAAGAGCCGGCCCUGGGGCAUAGUGGACCUGAUGAUGAAUUGGCCCACUUUGACAGAUGGUGCAGCUCCCUUCUACGAGAAGAACAACCAUGGCAUCCUAACUGCGCUCAGCGAUGCAUUUGUGGGGUCUCUCAGCACUUGCCAUACGUGAACUUGAACAAGUGA
This is a messenger RNA of Cladocopium goreaui, 5547 nucleotides long. The record is from the annotation of a GenBank genome assembly. NCBI's taxonomy places the organism in Eukaryota, Dinophyceae, Suessiales, Symbiodiniaceae.